AUGUCUUUAACUCUUCCAAUUACAAACAAUUAGCAAUAUGUAAGCAGUGGGAUUAGAAUUGGCAGACCAAAUGAAAAUUAAUAGGUGUAAUUGGAAGUCUCUAAUGAUAAAGUCAUAUUUAUUGCAAAUGUUAAAAGGGAUCUAGAUAAUAUGAUAAAUAUUGGACCGCUGUUUCAUUAAGCUAUAUUGGUGGUUACUUCAAAUACAGAUACAACUUCUAUUGAUAAUAAUAUGAAAUAUCAUAUUGUUGAAUACAUGAAGCUUGAUAAAGGGUAGAGUGAAGUGCGUUGUUAUUAGAUUAAUAUAAAUAUAAAAAACAAUCCUAGAUAUUUGGAAGAUUUGAGAGAAUUUCAAGAUGAACAAUAUAAUUGGAAAGUGAUGCAAAAUAGUUGGUGGGAUAGUAAGAAAAAAUUUUAAGUUAAUGGCAAUAUUUUAGUUAGUCACAUUAAGAAUUUGAUGACAAUGAAUGCCAAUUAUCAGGGAAAUUAUCAUUUAGUUAAUAAUAACUGCUAAACAGUAGCCUCUGUAACAACUCAAUAAUUAUUCGAUUUAAUAAACAGAAACUAAAGAGGAAUUUGGAAUUUAAUUAACAGAUUUGUUGGGGGUUAUAUCAUUUAACCAAUAAUUGAUAUUGUUAUGAGAAUACCAUAACUUUUCAUAAAACUUUUAAAAAUAUUAAAAUAUGUUGUUAAAGUAAUUCCUGGAUAUUUAAAGGACAAAAUUGUAAGAUUAUUUCAGUAAAUUUAUUGA
Messenger RNA from Paramecium pentaurelia, 750 nucleotides. Lineage: Eukaryota; Ciliophora; Oligohymenophorea; Peniculida; Parameciidae. The record is from the annotation of a GenBank genome assembly.